GCCAAGACUUCCCUGCAUUUUCUGCCAAAAUCUGUGUCAGAUUUAAGACACAUGCUUCUGCAAGCUUUCAUGAAGGUUGUGAAAAAAGUUUUAAUUCAUAGUUGGGUUCCAGCCUUCUGUAGCUGCAAACAUUGGUGGCUGCACCACCUCUUUACCAAACAAUCAGAAACUGGAGCAAAGAGUGGGGAGGGUUUUAUUUUUAAUUUAUUGGACAUGAAAUGAUUAUAGAGUGUUUUCUAAUUUAAGUGGAAGACAUGUCCACCUCCUGAUUAUUUCUGGAGCAUGAAACUAUUUUAAUGUUUUUGAUCUCUCCCCAGUUAAGAGUGUGCAAAAUACGUACCUUAUUUUAACUGGUUGAAGACAUUUCAUUGGAUUUUUAUCACAAAUGAGUAUUUGUUUUUCCAUGUAAUGUUUUGGGGGUUUGAAUUUUGAUUCUGGAGAAUGCCUUCUGAAACAAUUUUCUGUAGCUACCUGAUGUGAACUGCUUACUAAUCAGUGGAUAUUCAAAUAGUCAAAAUGUACAGAGAGUGGGCAGUGGUGAAUAUUUUCAUGAUGUCCUGUGUGCAACUGGUACAGGGCUUCAGUAAUGAACAUGGACCAAUGAAGUCAUCCCGGUCAAUGUUAGAACGAUCAGAACAGCAGAUUAGGGCUGCUUCAAGUUUGGAGGAGCUACUGCGAAUCACACACUCUGAGGACUGGAAACUGUGGAGAUGCCGGCUGAAGCUCAAAAGUCAUCCCAGUAUGGACUCUCGCUCAACAUCCCAUCGGUCCACCAGAUUUGCGGCAACUUACUAUGACAUUGAAACACUGAAAGUUAUAGAUGAGGAGUGGCAGAGAACCCAAUGCAGCCCUAAAGAGACGUGUGUGGAAGUGGCCAAUGAGCUGGGGAAGACAACCAACACAUUCUUCAAGCCCCCUUGUGUGAAUGUGUUCCGGUGCGGAGGCUGCUGCAAUGAGGAGAGUCUGAUCUGUAUGAACACCAGCACCUCAUACAUUUCUAAACAGCUCUUUGAGAUAUCGGUGCCUUUGACAUCAGUACCUGAACUAGUGCCUGUUAAAGUUGCCAACCACACCAGUUGUAAGUGCUUGCCAACGGCCCCUCGCCAUCCAUACUCAAUUAUCAGAAGAUCCAUCCAGACCCCAGAAGAAGAUGGCUGUUCCCAUCCUACAAAACUCUGUCCUAUUGAUAUGCUAUGGGAUAACACCAAAUGUAAAUGUGUUUUACAAGAGGAGAACCCACUGGCUGGAACAGAAGAGCACUCGCAUGUCCAGGAACUGGCUCUCUGUGGACCACACAUGAAGUUUGAUGAAGAUCAUUGUGAAUGUAUUUGUAAAUCCCCAUGUCCUGGAGAUCUGCUCCAGCACCCAGAAAACUGCAGUUGCUUGGAAUGCAAAGAAAGUCCGGAGAGCUGUUGCCAGAAGCACAAGGUUUUCCACCCUGACACCUGCAGCUGUGAGGACAGAUGCCCUUUUCACACCAGAACGUGCGCAAGCAGAAAACCAGCGUGUGCAAAGCAUUGCCGCUUUCCAAAGGAGAAAAGGGCAGCACAGGGUCUCCACAGCCAAGAGAACCCUUGACUCAGCUUUCUUCCAAGUUCCCCAUUCUUGUCAUUUUAAACAGCAUGCUGCUUUUCCAUGUUGUUGUCACUGUCCCCCCACCCCCACCAAGUGUUAGAAAGCUAGAUUUUUCUCAUAGUGCCAUAGUGAAUCCAGAUUUCCAUGAACACCAGCUACGUUUUUCUUGGUUCACUGAAAAAUUGCUUGUAGCUACUGAUUCUGCCUCUGUAUACCAAGGCAUGGAGAAGAAGAGGCUUGCUGAGGCAAGGUUUUGAUGGAUGAGGCUGGUUUACUUGUCAGGGAAUGAGGGCAUGAUGUGAUUGAUGACUCGGAGCAGAUGGGGAGAAUUACCUCAUCUCUGAGUCUUCAGUUAAGUGCAAAUUUUAUGCAUUAUUCUCAUUCUUUCUUAUGCAGAAUUUCAUUCACUUUUCAAUUUCUGUUCAGCUUGUACUUUUCAAGUUUGCUAAACCACUGCCCGAUGUUUCAUAUUUAAGUGUAUUUAAUGGAAAUAAACAUCAUUAUAUUCAAGUA
Molecule: messenger RNA, 2088 nt
Organism: Jaculus jaculus (lesser Egyptian jerboa)
Lineage: Eukaryota; Metazoa; Chordata; Mammalia; Rodentia; Dipodidae
Gene: Vegfd
Product: vascular endothelial growth factor D
Exons: 7
Coding region: 517-1578 (353 amino acids)
Biological process (GO): positive regulation of angiogenesis; positive regulation of endothelial cell proliferation; sprouting angiogenesis
Cellular component (GO): membrane
Molecular function (GO): growth factor activity; chemoattractant activity; vascular endothelial growth factor receptor 3 binding
Source: RefSeq, a predicted model, not a curated record